This is a messenger RNA of Encephalitozoon cuniculi GB-M1, 492 nucleotides long. RefSeq lists its product as uncharacterized. Bases 1 to 492 code for a protein of 163 amino acids. Lineage: Eukaryota; Fungi; Microsporidia; Unikaryonidae. The transcript has a single exon. The record is from RefSeq and is marked provisional.
AUGGAGCAUAGAUUUUAUGCCGACGACAUUAAAUCUGUUAGCGACGAGCUGAAUGGGGCUAGAUCUUCUCCCCAGAACGAGAUUCUUGAUGUGAAAAGCGACCUGCUGUCUGUGUAUCUCAUGAAUCUUGUUCUGUACAAAGAGAUGAGCGAAGAGGAUAGAAGCGGAAGUCCGGUAGAGGAGAUGCUGGCCAAGGUGACCAUUCUUCUUGAGAAGAUAUGCUCUAUGGAGCGCAAGGCCGAGGCCCUUGCCAGGACGCCGCAGGACUCGGAGGACAGGGGCGACAAGAGGGAGGAGAGCUCUGCAGAGGACGAGAAGAGAGUCAUAACAGACAAGAUGAAAAGAAACAGGUUUGUUAAAAAAAGAAAGGCAGAAGACAGAAUACCAAGGCUCAAGUACAAGAACAAGGCCAGGAGACUUGCUGAAAGAGCAGAGGUCAAAUGCGACAGAAACAUAGAUGCUAGCAAGCCCAGCUUCAAUAAAUUUGGCUAA